AUGAUAAUUCCUACAAAACCAGAUUUGUAUCCGCCCUUGCUACUAGUUAUGCUACUAGUUAUCCUAGAGCAUCAAAACGUGAAAAAGGAGAGAUCCUGUCUCUGGGGAAUAUCCUCGAGGCCUGCUGUGAGAUUGAGUGUGGACAUGGACGUGGACACGCAGUGGAGCUGCACCAGCACUCCGGCACCGUUCAAAGUGUACCGUGCCAGAGACGCUGCCACAAUGCAAGAUAUCGACAUUCGAUACCCUCCCUACUCCGUAUACACUUCACUCAAUAUGGGAUCGCUCGGCGUCAGCGAUAUUUACGCCCCCAAUGGCGUGAAAGGCUCUUCAUACCAAAUUAUCGAAAAACCAAGCCGGAUCGCAAGGAAGAUCCGCAUCAUCGUUAUGGGAUGCGGCGCCAGCGCAAUCAAUUUCGUGCACGAGGUCGAUAACAGCCGGCUGAACCCGACUAUUUUGCUCGGUGGGAAGGAGUAA
Messenger RNA from Aspergillus tanneri, 477 nucleotides. RefSeq lists its product as uncharacterized. NCBI's taxonomy places the organism in Eukaryota, Fungi, Ascomycota, Eurotiomycetes, Eurotiales, Aspergillaceae. The record is from RefSeq and is a predicted model, not a curated record. The transcript is spliced from 2 exons. The coding region runs from base 1 to 477 and encodes 158 amino acids.